UGCCUUGGAACGUGAAAUAAAUGUCUAUCCACCCUAUUACAAAGUACGAGAAGCUACGUCACAUUGUUAUCCAUCGAAAGUCUCUAUCUGCAUAAGUGAAGUGAAAGCUGAAAUUAAUCUUCAAGACUCACUAGAUCUGACAACACAACGCAUCUUAAAAGUUCAAUCAGAUGUCUUUGCUUAAACUUCUGCAGACAAAAUGCAAAACAUAACUUUGAUUUCUAAAUGGGGUUGCGAUGGCAGUAGUGGUCAUUCCCUGAAUAAGCAAAUUUUUCAAGAUUCGUCUAAUUCAGAUGCUAGUCUUUAUAUGAAUUGCUUAGUGCCUCUACAACUUCACGGUACUUGCAACGGAGAUCAUAAAAAAAAUUAUAUUGUGGCAAAAUCCCAGACCUUCUGCCACAAGAUAUUGCAGAGCAGUAAAGCUUGAGUUCAAAAAUGAAACGACUGAUGCUAUUCAACAAGAGAAGUUGAUGAUGGACAUUAAAAUUAAAAACCUGGUCCCUACAGUUGCGAACUUACAUAAUUCUCAAUCUUUUGUUGUUAAGCAUAUUUUAGGUAUGACAAUGAUUGACGGAAAAACGUGUAAUGCGAUUACUGAUACAAAGUCUGCACAGACAUGCAAUAUAUGCAGAGCUACAUCAAAAGAGAUGAACGACUUGGCGAAACUAAAGACCAAGAAGAUAAAUACAGAUUUUUAUGAAUACGAUUUAUCAACACUGCACGCUUAUAUUCGUUUUUUUUAGUGGUUAUAUCAUGUUUCUGUACGACUUGAAGUGAAGUGUUGGCAGAAAAGAAAAGAUGUGAAAGAAAAAGUGGAAAUCAGAGAAGAAAAUAUAAAGUUUCACAGAGAGAUGGGUUUACCUGUAGGUAUAAUUAUACAAGGAAAAGGUACCACGCACGACGGAAAUCUGGCUCGUCGUUUUUUCGAAAACUCGAAAAAGUCUUCUGAAAUUACAGGACUUAAUGAAAAUCUGAUUUCAAUGUGUAAUACCAUUUUGAAAGCAUUAUCAAGUGGAUAUGCAGUUGAUUCCUCUAAAUUUUACAAUUAUUCAUUGGAACUUGCAAAUUUAUAUGUAAAUGAGUAUUCGUGGUAUCCAAUGCCAGCUAGCGUUCAUAAGAUAUUGAUUCACGGACAUGAUAUUUUAAAAUCAGCUUUAUUACCUAUAGGUAUGAUGAGUGAAGAAGCCCAAGAGGCUAGGAAUAAAGAUUUUAGAAAUUACCGUGAAAAGUUCACAAGAAAGAUAUCUAGAGUACACACGAAUGAAGACAUAUUACAUAUGUUUCUAAUUUCGUCAGAUCCAGUAAUAAGUUCUCUUCGAAAAUUGCCUAGUAGGAAAAGUGGUAGCAUGCCUCAAGCCGUUAUCGAUUUAUUGGAAGAUCCUUCAGCAAGUUCAUGUUUUAUAGAAAUGGAAAAUUAAUAGUGCCAAAG
Messenger RNA from Parasteatoda tepidariorum (common house spider), 1429 nucleotides. Lineage: Eukaryota; Metazoa; Arthropoda; Arachnida; Araneae; Theridiidae. The record is from RefSeq and is a predicted model, not a curated record.